AUGUGGAAACGCUUUCCGGAAAUAAUGAGCUUUGACAACACGUAUAAUACGAAUCGAUUCAAGCUACCGCUCUUCCAGGUUACAGGCCAGACUUGCCUAAAGUCUGUCUACAAUGCCGCGUUCGGUCUGAUCGAUAACGAGAAACGUGAAGGGUUCCAAUUCCUCGCAGAAGGGAUCAAGAAAUUGAGUGAGAAACAUGAGAUUCCGCUACCUGAAGUCGUUAUCACCGACUACGAUCAGCAGAUGAAGGCAGCAUUGGAUAACCAGUUCCCCGACAGCCAACAACAAAUAUGUAUCCACCAUAUCAACUCCAACGUUCUUCUCAAUGCCAAACGGAAGUGGAAGAACGCAAAGGAAGAGAGCGAUAGCGACGGGAGACAUGGUGACCCGCCUUUAAAGAACGGCCGCCCCGCGCCUGUGCCUCACAGCUACCGGGGCGUCCUUGAGCUAUGGAAGUAUGUGGUCUUCGCACAGACCAAGCAAAAUUACGAGAAGGCAUGGGCUCAUUGCUUCAUCAAGAAAUACCGCAAUUUCGGGACGAAGUACUGA
Hirsutella rhossiliensis is the source of this 549-nucleotide messenger RNA. RefSeq names its product MULE transposase domain-containing protein. Lineage: Eukaryota; Fungi; Ascomycota; Sordariomycetes; Hypocreales; Ophiocordycipitaceae. The record is from RefSeq and is a predicted model, not a curated record. The transcript has 4 exons. Bases 1 to 549 code for a protein of 182 amino acids.